GCUGUAAACUGCGUACAGUAGCUAUAAUGACACCAGCCCUCAGAGAGGCAGCAACAAAAGGUCAUGGUAUCCACUUGUCACCUUCUUUGUCCUCUAGAGCUAUGGAGUCUGAUACAACUUUGUGCAUGGAAAAUUCCAGAGCAGUGGAAGAGGCGAUGCGAGAGGAUCCCAUCGCACGGAUUACGUGCUCGGUCCUGGGGUUCCCCACUGCUGAGCCCAGCCUCAGGAAUGAUCUCUUCAGUGGGCAGCGUUUUGGUUCUCCACAGUCCUCCAAGCACUAUCAGUCUGUCUUGUUAAUGAGUACCAAUUCUGCGUUUAGCAACAAAAGCGGUAAGCGAAGGCAAUCUGGAGAGCCGGACUGCUCCGUGAUGAGGAAUUCCUUACGUAAUGGUGCUGACACAUCGUUCGGGCAGGUUAGUCGUUCACAACCUGAGCAACAGGUCAAGGGGGAAACUUUUUCAGAGACCACGUCUCCGAAUUUGGCAGAAACGCAUAGACUUUUGGAUUCAAGUGUAACCGAAUCCAGUACCGCAGAAGAAACGCAGCUUUUAAGCGGUAAAUGGUACAAGAAGAACGGGUUUUUGGGUAGGGCUCUGGAAGUCUGUGCCGAAACAAAAAAAGGGGAUUUAUUACACCAAAUCCUUCACAGGCCUCCAGAAGGGAUUUUGAGCUGCACCCGGGAGGAGGUGUAUGCUCGCUUACUCCAGUGUGUCACUAAGCAACAAAUGGAGAUCAGUCGCGCCAAAAGAACUCAGAAACGUUUACAAAUGCUCCUUGCAAAGCAUGUUAUCAAACACUGCGAUCAGCAGCUGAAAUGCUUUGUGAAACAUCAGCUACAAAGAAUGAAGGUUUUCCACGAAGCAGCCAGGUUUUCAGACAGUAGCUCCCUUAGGUGUACGGAGGGUUGGCCAGAAAACAGCGCGGCUACUUGGGAGGAUAGUUCCAGUAAAGACGUACAGAACGGAUUUUGCGUUGCGCCGGGUGAAAUCCGGGGGUUUGCACUUUCUGCCGGAGGGCUGCUGUCUCGCGUGGAGAAGGAUCUGGACUCUGACGCAACGUGUAGCAGCUCAGACGAAGAUUGCGAUGAGCAGACUGCAGGAACGACUGUGGAAGCCAGCUAUACUUCUGAAUGGAAGUGGCUUGCAGACAGAGCUAGAGUUGGCUGCCGUUGGACAUGGCUUCAAGCCCAGAUUUCAGAACUAGAAUACAAAAUCCAACAACUAACUGACCUUCACAGGCAGAUACGUGCCACCAAGGGGAUGGUGAUCUUAGAAGAAUUCCCCUUUCCAAAAGACAUUUUGAAGAAGCAAAUACAAUUGACCGACCAAGAAGCUUUAUUAAACGCCACAGGGAAUUCGCAAGCUGCCAUUGAGAGACAGGAUUCUUUGCCGGAGCAUGAUUUUGAAAUGUCACCCAGCAGUCCUACCCUGCUUUUACGGAACAUAGAAAAACAGAGUGCACAGCUGAGUGAAAUCAUCAGUAGCCUAAUUGCUCCACUCAAUCUGUCUCCAGCUUCUUCUCCUCUCUCAUCCAAAACUUGUAGACACAGACAGCUGGUCAAUGGCAUCUCCUUCAGAGCUUCGGACAACAGAGAAGUAUCCUCUUCGAGUAGCUGGUUGCUUGAUCAUCAACACAUCAAGAAAAGAAGAAGAGACAGGGCAAGACUGAGAUCGUUGUCUGUGACUAAUGUGAGCACAUCUGCACGAACGAGGCCCCUUCAUAGCUUCCAGAAGAGGAAGCUCUACAGAAUGCCUGGGGCCUGUUACUGGAGUCAGCAGACUUUGCCAUCUAGAGACACCUCCUUGACAUACAAAACUCAGUUACCACAUAUGGAUGUAGCCUCAACGUUGAGUGAUAGUGCCAGUACAGCAUCUAAAGUACUAGAUCAUGUGCAAGAGCUGGACUCUUCUUUCCAUCCAGUCUUAUCAUUCCCUUCAGAUAUUCCUCUUCACGUGUAUUUUGAAACGUUGUUAAGAAAGGAUGACGUUAAAGGAGAACCUGUUGAUACGUCCUCGCUGGGGGUGGAGUUUAAAACGUCUCCAGACAAUGACUAUAAUCAACAUAACGUUUCCCUCAAACAAUGGAGCAGUGGCUGUUUAUCUAAUCCCAAAUGUCCAUCAGUGUCGGGAACAUCUGACCAGCUGUCAGAGGGAAGAAAGAAAAGGCACCUAAGUGAGACAGCAGUAGGCGAACGUAACACUAGGUUUGAGACAUUUUCCUUUCAACAUGCAGAACCAGAAUCCCAUAGCAGUUUUGCUGCAGUGACCAGUGUCAGUGCGAUGUCUAAGUCCACUCACAGCACUUCAUCACAGCAUAACUCAAGGAGGAGGUUGAGAAGUGAGAGCUCCUACGACAUAGACAACAUUGUUAUUCCAAUGUCACUGGUGGCACCAUCGAAGUUGGAGAAACUACAAUACAAAGAAAUCCUUACCCCAAGCUGGAGAGUUGUUGAAUUUCAACCUUUGGAAAGAUCUCAUACAGAUGAAGAAGAGCUAGAAGAUCUGUCAGAUGAAGUAUUUUCCUUGCGUCAUGCAAAAUAUGAAGAAAGAGAGCGAGCAAGGUGGUCGCUGUGGGAGCAGAGCCGCUGGCCCAGAAGGAAUAGCAGGCAGGUAUCUUACAGCAAAAACACUGAUGGACGACACAGCCAAGAUUCAGUGCAGAAAGACCACCCCGGCAGCUCCUGCGCCUCACUGCAUUGCGCUGCUGAACCUGUUCCUGACCUGACUUCUGAAGGCCACAAUUCCCUUUGUUCAGGGAUCGCACAACUCUGCAGGGAGAGCCAGGAAGCAAAGUCUGGGCUGUGGGAACUUCGAGUUUUUCCACUAAAAGAUGAAGAGGUAGAAGCUUUACUGUGCCAAGAUCAAAUAACGAAUCAGACUGAAAUGUCAAGUGCAGCUUUCCCCAGCGACUCUCUCUGUACUUCAUGUACACCCACUGGUUUGCCAGACAAUGGCCAUCUACCAAAAAAAUCUACAGAAGAGCCAGAAGACUGCGAAAAUGUUUGCCUGGGACUCAACAAUGCAAGAAAACAAAGGUGACAGGGAAUAAUGGUGGUUCAUUAAGAAAGCCAGUUAAGGUGGAGAAAAGUGUAAGGUAAAAAAAUCUCUCUUAUUCGCACAACGUAUCGCAGCACAAUUCAAACCCUUUAUGUUAGCCGCACAUAAUAUAUUUUCUUUCUUGCUUUGUAACAGGCAAUCCCAAAGACAACACCACCUUCUUCUUGAACCCCAAGAGAAAGUAAUUAUUUCAAGCUGGAAGUCUAAUAUUCCCAGUGGUGGGAGUGGGCGCACAUAAAUUGCUGGCACCAUUCACUGCUUUCUGUUGUCAUAUUGCCACAUUCGUUAAUAAUCAUCCUUUUUUUUUGUUUUGCUUGUUUUCAAUGCCUUCUGGUUCUAGUGGAUUCUGGUACAGCAGGAUAUGCUGGCUACCUUAAAAAAACAACUUCAACUGAACACAGAAAAACUACUUGAAAAGAUAGAGAGCAAGAGGGGACAAUUUCUGAUUAUUUUCUUGUGUGGCAUGAACUUGUGGAAAAAAAAAAAAAAUCUGCCUCUCUUUCUUUAAAUGCAUGGGUGUAACCAAGCCAUGCAUAAGCUGGGGCUAGGUUAAGACCCAUCAGUUUGAAAGCAGGUGUUCUGGAAGCCAUGAAUCUAGCUUAACGUGUUAACUCAGCUCUCUGUAGUGUCAGGGCGUGUUCCAUAUAGAUGCCCUCAAGCAAUAAGAUAGAAAUAGGCCACCGUAUUUCACUAGUUGAUAUAUCUGCUACUCCAGAAGUAGUGUUUCCUGUUCGUCAUGUGGCUAUAGGGAAACAGAAGGAAAGAGGGGUCAAGUCAAAUCAGUGAUGCAACGCUUCUUGAAUAUUGUUUUGGGUCAUCUUACUUCCUUAGACCUUCAGUAGCAAAUGAGACUCAUAACAGUUUGCUUUAAUAUGUUAAAGCCAGUUAAAGACACAAAGUCUUGUUCAAAUUUCUGUGCAGUGCCUUGUUAGAGUCUCCUAAGUAUGCCAACAUUUGGUGACUAGCUGAGAAGGAAAAGAUUAUUGAUGUCUAGCAAACCAAUAAAGAAAAAGCCCCAAAGCUUUCCAUUGUGAUUCCAGAUAGACUUUUAAUUUCCCAGCCAGUUCACAGUGAGGAAGCAAAAGCAAGUUGUUUAAACUUGCAUCUAAAUAGCAUAGUUUGGAAUGUCUCUGAAAUCUCAAGAGAUACUAACAAAGAUUAAGCAUUGAAUGUAAGUACAAUGAGUCAAUGGGAAGUUUUUCUGUGGAGGACAGUUGAAGGCAAUUUUAUAGGAGUCUCUGUUUUUGUGCAAAAUUUUCUUCUACUUGAAAUAUCUGGAACUGAAUGGCACGGGACAGAUGAGACAGUUUUAGUGUCAAUUUUUUUUUUUUCCCUCUCUCUUUUUUUUUUUUUUUUUGUCAAAAUGACAGGAAAUAUACACUGGACAUCUGAAAACAGUUCAGUAAAGUUUCAACACUACAACCUAUUGCUACAUUGUAGUUUAUUGCACAUUCUAAUUAUUUUUUUAAACACUUUUUUUAACACUGGUUUGUCUUAAACUUGAAUCUUGCCUCAAUGUCUGAUACAAUAAUCUUUGAUGCAAGGUUUUUUUUUUUUAAUUAAAAGUUAUUUCUAUAUAUGGUGUAUAUAGUCUGAAUUUGAUGGCCUUUUGAAAGAUGUGAAGAAACUGCGGUAAUACUUCCUCUUGGCACAGAGACCUGCUUGGCCUGAGAAUGGCUUUGCAAACAUGCUAAAGGGGCAGUGGCGCUAAGCUUUGCUGUCAUACCAACGUUGCAUUGGUGCAUCCUAUGCACCAAUAGGUGCAUAGUGGGCUGCGAGGCUAAGGUCCGUUCCCCCCUCCGCUCCCACCCCAGCCUCUGAGCACAGGGGUGAUUUUUUUCCAUUUCUCUCUUCCCGCAUGUGUGUCUGCUGCUGGAAAAUGGUUUCUGAAAGCUGAAUGCCUCAAAUGCUUUGCAGGUCUUCCAUACCUUUAUCCAUUCAUUAGGAAGUCUGAUCCAACCAGCUCUCGCACAGCCUUGUUGUAAGGUCAGGGCUUUCUGCUCUGUCUGAUCCCUGGGGCAGUGUGAGACGUUUCUGCAAUUUAGAGCUGGGACAAAGUAAACCAGCCAGCUGGAUGCCUUAGCUGUUUUUUCCUGAAGGGGUAGUCAGGAAAUGGAAACGCAAUCCAGUACUUUAUAGUAAGAGGAGAGUGUUUCUCUAGAUUGGGAAAAAGAAAAAAAAAAAAGUUAAAAUGAGGCAAGAAAAAAAAAUUGAGAAAGGAGAAGGCUUAACCAAGUUUGGUCAGCAUAGUGAAGUGGAAAGCAGUUCCUGCAGUGCUGCUCGGUUCCCAGCUGUGCUAGCCUGUAGAAUCAGUGGGUUGCUUGCGGGUCACUCUCCAGCAUGCUGGGUUAAAGCAGCUGCUUGUUACCUUGCCAGCUGCAGGGUCACUACAAGUGGUUAUUGAUCUGAGCAAGGGUAAGCACGUGUGCUUUGUCCCUGCUUCAGAUGCUUUUGCUUAGCCAGUGUGGCAAACAGUGCCUCACAACACAGCAAUUAAAAAGUUUGGUGAAGAAAGACGGGG
Struthio camelus australis is the source of this 5577-nucleotide messenger RNA. The record is from RefSeq and is a predicted model, not a curated record. NCBI's taxonomy places the organism in Eukaryota, Metazoa, Chordata, Aves, Struthioniformes, Struthionidae.